This is a messenger RNA of Dimorphilus gyrociliatus, 3304 nucleotides long. The record is from the annotation of a GenBank genome assembly. NCBI's taxonomy places the organism in Eukaryota, Metazoa, Annelida, Polychaeta, Dinophilidae.
AGAUCGCGGCGCGAAACCGUACGGAAGAGACUUUCUCACGGAUACCGAGGAGUUUAUUUUUUUUAUUAUCUAAUUUCUUCCUACCUCUUAAGGCCUAUUACAGAAUAAGAUGCUUUGUGCAGCCGUACUCGCUUACAUCAUCCACGCCGUGACGUCAUUAGACGUUAGUGGAAGCGUUCUAGAAGAGGGAGACGCCGGGAAACUAGUACUCGACCUGCACAGUUUUAACUCUGUUCGCAGAUUAAUAGAAACGUCUUACGAGUUUCGCUUAUUAAAUGGCCAUUCUAAUUUCACGCUUUCGGCGGAUGGUUUGAUAAAAACGUCAGCCAAAUUAGAUCGAGAAACGAUCUGUAAAGAGACUGUGUCCAAAUGCUAUGUUACUCUUUCCAUUGUUCUAGUCGGUAGUUCGAAGAAGACGAUGAUUAAAGCAAUAAUAGAAGUUGUCGAUAUUAACGAUAACGCUCCAACCUUUCCGGUUGACCUGUGGAACGUGACGUUCCGCGAAGAUGCAAGUACAGAAAGUAUUUCACCCUUACCAAGGGCUAGAGACGCGGACAACGGCGUCUUUUCUAUACAAAACUACAAACUUACAAAAAAUGAUGGCACAUUCGACGUCGUUGGGGAGGACGGUGACGUCUAUUUAAAGCUGAAGAAAAAGUUGGAUAGGGAAAUAUUUAAAGAGUAUAAUUUGGUUCUAGAAGCAAUAGAUGGUGGAGGUAAAACAGGCAAAAUGUCCCUAAAGGUAAUCGUUAGCGAUUCAAACGAUAAUCGGCCAAUUUUUAAUCCUCGAACGUAUUCGAAAAAAAUCCCUGAGGAUUUCGGAUUAAAUCGAACAAUUUUAACGGUCUUCGCUACUGACUCCGACGCUGGGAGAAAUGGGGAAAUUAUGUAUUCUGUCAGCGAAGAAGUCUCUGAUAGAUUUCAAAUAGACUCAUCUGGAAGAUUACAAUUAAAGAACAAAUUAGAUUAUGAAGCAGUCCAAAGAUAUUCUUUUAGAGUUUACGCCAGGGAUAAGGCAUCUAAUCCUCUCGAAGAUUUUGCUAAGAUUACCAUCGAUGUGGAAGAUGUAAACGAAUUUGAUCCCGAAGUGACCUUGACAGUUCUUACCGAGAACGGAAGAGUGGAAGUGAAAGAAAACAGUCCUAAAAAUACUUUUGUGGCCUAUUACAGAGCACGGGAUAAAGAUGGUUCUAAUAUCAGAGUUUCGUGUGCAUUGGAAGAAACUCAAGGAAAUUUCUAUGAAUCAAACCCUGGAAAUAUUCUAACUACGAAAACUUUCAAUAGGGAAUUUAGAGAUUCUUAUUCAUUCUUUAUCGUUUGUCGAGAUUCUGGUUCUCCUAGAAGAACUACAAAAAAGCUUAUUGAAGUUGAAAUAACGGACGAAAACGAUCAUACUCCAAAGUUGAAUAUUUUAAAUUAUACGGCAUACAUUGAGGAGAAUCUUGAUGAAACAAUUAUUGUAGAAUUAAAAGCUCAUGAUGGAGAUAUUGGAUUGAACGGAGAAGUAACAUUUGAAAUUAAAGAGCCUAUUGAUCUUGUAAAAGUAGAUAAUUCUGGAAUAGUCCGAACAGCGAAAUCAUUAGAUAGAGAGGAUUUAGAUACUUUCUCUUUUCACGUAAUAGCAAGAGAUUCUGGCUCUCCUAGUUUAUUUUCUACAUGCUUCAUAAACGUAAUAGUAUUAGAUAAGAAUGAUAAUGCUCCUGUAUUCCCAAAAGAACGCUUGGAAAUGGAAGUAAUCGAAGAAAGAAAGCCAGGAGAACGUGUUGGCAAAGUUACAGCUAUAGACCCAGAUUUAUACCCCAAUAACAUUACCUUUUAUAAGUUUGUCAGUGGUCAUAGAAAUUUUGCUAUUAACGUAACUACGGGUAUAAUUGAAACCAACUUGAAAUUGGACAGAGAAGAAAGAGAAGAUUAUCUUUUAAUAGUCAAAGCUUAUAAUCCAGAUUAUCAUACUGAAGGCGAUAAAAUAACUGUUCUAGUCAAAGUAUUGGACGUCAACGAUAAUCCUCCUCUAGUCUACGACGCUAAUAUAACAGUGGCUUCUAAUGCGAAAAUUGGCGAAUCUGUCGGGGCAAUAAAAGCGUCCGAUUUAGAUGGUAGCCGCCUUAUUUAUACAAUCGAAUCCGUAAGCGGAGCGGAUAUUUACAGCCUGGACGAGACAUCCGGAAGGAUUGUAGUAAAAGAGGAUUUAGGAGGCUACGUCGAUUACAUCACAACGCUAAGGGUCAAGGUUCAAGAUGGAAAUUACGAGGCUUUUUGUAGCGUUGCCAUUACUGUGUCUCCGGAAACUGCGAAGGCGUCUAAUGACGGCAAACUUUAUGCAAUAAUCGCAAUUAUAUGUGGCACAUUGUUUGUAGCCAUAGCACUUAUUGCAGCGAUUUUAGUACAGUUGAGAAGAAAGCGAAAGAUAAAUAAAUUAAAGAAGGAAGACGAAGAAAAAUCAAUAGAAUAUCCUCAGCCUCCAUCAAACAAAAUUCCUGAUGGCCAAGAGAGAGUACAACAGCUUCUACAAACUUAUAAACAGCACUCAGACAAACAAUCCGACAGUGGACGCGGAUCAAUAACAGAUAUGAAUUUAUCAAUAGAAGGAUCGAAUCGUUAUAGUCCAAGAGCAGUAUCUAAAUCUGAAUAUGAUUCAAGUGACGUGUCGUCAGCUACUUCCGGAGAAUAUACUAUUACAGACAGUACGCUUCUCGAUUCACAAGCGUGUAGCGUAGUAUGAUAAUCGUAUCGAGGAAGAGAGAUAGAACUGGAACCAAUCGAUUCCUCCCUUCCUCGUUGUUUUGUUACAUUAUUAUUUUUUUUACAAUCUGUGUUAUGGACAUUUUUACAAAUUUCUUUCGGCGUCUUUCUAUUUACCUUUUUAUCAAAUGUGAUGUUAUCAAAAAGAAAUAAACUAGUAGGGAGUCGGUAAGAAAGAGGGAGAGAGUGUAUGUGUGUGUAAAAGCCACAUUUCUUCAUCCUGAAGCAUCAAAAAAAACCCCCCUCCUUAUCAAGAUAAUCUCAUCGAUAAAAAGGUAGACGUCGAAUAAAAUGCAAACUUUUUUUAUGAGAAUGAAAAAUAGCAGCGGGGUUUAAUUAUAAGUCUAUUAAGGGCGUAAUUUGACUAACAUUUACGUUAUAUUACAUAAGUGAAUAGCUGCUGCGGGAGUUUUAAAUAUAUAGUCCCUCCCGCGUAAAUGACUGAUUUGUUAGUCCGCCUCACGAGAGAGGUCAAUUGGAAAGAGAAGAAAACAAAUAGAUAAAAACAAAAACCUAAUAUAUACAUAUGUAACUUAUGUGAAUACGUUUUUACAUUGUUUUU